This is a messenger RNA of Uncinocarpus reesii 1704, 2706 nucleotides long. RefSeq lists its product as uncharacterized. The transcript has a single exon. Lineage: Eukaryota; Fungi; Ascomycota; Eurotiomycetes; Onygenales; Onygenaceae. The coding region runs from base 1 to 2706 and encodes 901 amino acids. The record is from RefSeq and is a predicted model, not a curated record.
AUGGAACUCGACUUCAAUCCCAAUCUCCGCCUCCAUUCAACCUUCUAUGACGUUCCAGGGUACGAGUCUAAUUUCCACGUUCUCACCUCCCCCAGCCCUCCCCCGUUCCUUCGACGCGACACCUCGCCUGCAAUGAGCAGCAGCUUCGAACCGGAACAGACCCUGCAAUCGGAAGCGUACUAUGGGCGCCUUCCAGUCGUGCUCGUGCACGGCAUGGUGGUCGCUAGCAGCUACAUGCAUGAUCUCGGACGACAUCUCGCACCAUGGUUCCGCGUCUUUAUACCGGACUUACCUGGCUUCGGGCGUUCGACAAACGCAAUGCCGAAGACCGGCGAGAAUAGUAAGGUGUCGAUAGUCCAGCUCGCGCAGGGCCUGCACGACUGGAUGGACGCCGCAGGCAUACAAAAGGCGCAUCUCAUCUCCAAUUCCUUGGGCUGCCAGCUCCUUGCCGAGUUCACGCGUCGCUGGCCAGAGAGAGUCGGGCGACUGGUACUGCAGGGUCCGACGAUGGACGGAAGCCACCAGCCCAUACGCAAGACUUUGCGUGCGCUGGUCACGAAUAGUCGGAACGAACCGCUUUCCAUGUCUCGUAUCAUGAUUCGAGAUUACUGGCGGGCUGGGUGGCGGCGAGCGCUCGCGCUAUUUAGGGAGGCGGCUGAUUACCGUAUAUCGGAUGUACUCCCGAAUCUGAAGAAUCCGACGUUGCUACUGAGUGGUGAACUGGAUCCCGUCGCGCCGUGCAGCUGGGUUGCGGAACUAGCGGAGACAGUGCCCAACGCGGUGCACUAUGUCCUGACGAAAGCUGCGCACACGGCAAACUACUCGGCGACGGAAAAGAUGUCGAGAAUCGUUUGCCGCUAUUUGCUGAUCCAAGAUGAUGACGAGAUCAGGCGCGCGGGAGGGGAAAUCUUGGAACAGGUGACGAGGAUAAAUCACACAAGGGAAGCGGCGGCAAAGCAAAAAUCCCGAUUACUCUGCCUUCAGUCGGCCUCGGUGCUGCUCUCUGCUGCUCUCUUCGCUACACGGAAGGAGUUCGUCGGCAGCUGGCCAUUUCUUGUGGGACUCUUGUCGAUAGAGUCGACGAUCCUCUACAAAUUAUACAGGAUCCGCCCGUCACUCUCCUUGAGCCGCUCAGACCACUUGGACCCCGUAUACGUCAAGCUGCCAGGCAUCGCCGACUUCGACUCUGCAUCCUCAAUGCUCCGCGCAAUAGGGCGGUACCUGCAUUUCCGCGACUUCCCCCAACUCGGCGUCCCGACGCCCCUCGCCGGAGCCAUGCCUCUCGUCAACAAGCUCCCGCCCUCGUUGCGCAACACCGUAUACUCGACUGUCGGCGCCAACGAAGCCGUUGCAGAGCACGACGUUGCAUCGACGUUUGAUGCAGAAAGCGUCACGCAUUCGGUCGUUGCGCACUUUCCAGCGCAUCGGAAAUACCCCGCCGUGGCCAUUGGAAGCACAAACGGCGCGUUGACGCAUUUAUAUGCAGCGAUGGGGAUUCCGUGGCUGCCACAGACACUGCUCAUGCCCGUCAAGCGGUCGCGGGACGCGUCGAUCCAUCAAGGGCUGUUGGACAUGACGGCGGAAAUGGAGUGGGGGAGGAGCGCGGGCCAGACUUUGCUGGAGGGCAACCCGAAUAUGAUCGAAGUGUACCACAUGGCGGAUCCGAAUCAGGACCAGCUGAUGAUCCAGCGAAUGGCGUACUUUAGGCUGAAAUUCAUAAAGAUGACUCAGGCGUAUCGGAGGUUUCUUCUCGACGCGUUGGAACCGAACAACGGCACGAUCGUACUCGUUCGGUGCGGCUUGAAAUGGCCCUCGUCCACAAAGGUCGCUGAGCGUCAGUACUUUCAGAGCGGAGCUCUUGGAGGGUUAAGCGCGGAGGGAUUCGUCAGGAGUCCAACAGUCGUAAAUGAAUUCGUAGAGUCGCAAAAGUCGACAUCAACCAAGUUGCGCGAAACAGUGCUGGGAAUGGAGCGACGAACGGACUGGAAUGCCCCGCCCCCGUCGUCUGAAGAAGAAAUCUCCGAAGCAGAAUGGGGCUACGCAGAGGCGUUGACGGACGAUAUCGUUGCGUUUGCAAACGAGCAUGGGUUUCAGAUCAAGUAUCUUGAUUACGAUCAUCCCGAAGACGCCAGUCCGCUCGUUGCGGAUAUGUAUCGCCAAUGGAGGACCUCAGCGCAACUGCACCGGGGCCAUCCGACGGCUGACUCCAUCCUCGUCGAAAACUUCGUUGUACUAGAGCCGUGGCUAGCGAUGCGGUACAAUCUGAUCCCCUUUUGGACGGUUUUUCCCGUUAAACCGUCACUCGAACGGCUGCAGAGGUAUCUAAACCGAUGUAGUGAGGCGGGAAGGGGGUUUAAAGACGGGUUUCUGUUUUUGUUUUGCUCUGGGGUGCAUUCGAUUGAGCUUAUGGGGGUGGAGGCCUGGAAGGAGGUUCUGAGGAGGCACUUUGCUUCAUCAUCAGCAUCAUCGAAGGAUAUGGAUGCGGUUGUGGAAAAGAAGCCGUCACCGUUGCUGUUGGGAAUAGACAAGAACAAGUUCCCAAAGGACUUUGGCUUUCCAGCACUUUACCAGGGUCAACUGGCAGAAGCGGUUGGUGAAGAAGGGCAAUAUGUGAUGCCGCCCAGUUUAGCGCUGGUUGUGCUUGAACGUUUCAUGAUGCGGAAUGCUGAGAACUAUGGAAUGUGCUAUAAGGCUGAUAAUGAUUAG